AUGCCACUUAGCAACGACGAACUGGCCUUCUGCAAUGACGCAUCAGGUCAUAUGCUAUUAGCACCAGAGUACGUCGCCCCUUUGAAGACGAUGCCUCUUCAAAGAAUCUCCGAUGGGGCAAUUGCUCAUGUGUACGCAACACCCCGUCCUGCGUAUGAGCGGGUGCGAAUCUUUCUCCUUGACGAACUGGAAAGUCCCAACUCUACGGGCUCGUGGCGCCUGGUAGACAGGCAGUUCAACUUCAAUGCAACUCAGCUUUGGGCCGGUCUUACACUAGGAAUUGAUGGCCGUGAGUUUGUGAAAGAUUCGGAAAUUUGGGACGGUCAUGUUACGAUCAACUUCGAUGUCUACGAUACUCCAGGGUCCAUCAACUUCGUCAGGGACUCUGUGGCCUUGAAAGUCGCUCCAAUCCUCACGCAUCACCAUUUGCAAAAGGUCGAGACGCUGGUCUCGACUUGGGCAAAUGAUACGAACCCUGUGCAACAAUACUUCAUCGAGCAAUUAGAUGCGGCACGGAAGGCCGUCGAUAUCAGCAAUCCUAUGUGGCUUUUCAAUCAGUCCUCCGACAUAUGGGCUCAAGACGUUGUCGAGCCCGCUUACGCAAGUAUGCCUGGUCCUGAUGGGCCCAUUGCCAUCCGCAUCAUGCUUCGGUCCGCGCAGUCCACUCGCGCGGGAGGCCGACAAGCUUUUGAGCAGAUGAGAGGUCCUGGCUUUGGCGCAUUCCAACCUAGUGGCUACUCCGGUACUGGCUUUCCUGGGUCUGGAUUCGGCUAUCAUACCAUCAACAGCUACGGCAACCUUGAAACGAUUCCACCCCACAGAUCCAAGCGAGGAAUUUUGUAUAAAGCCGGCCGUGUUAUUCAAGGCAAGCACUAUGACAGCUUCCCAGCGCAGGCAGUUCGGGACCUGAUCUUCAGCAACGGUGUGCAGUCAACAUUGUUCCUCGAGACAGGAUGGCUCCGAGUUGGGCAUGUUGAUGAGUUUGUUCAGUUCCUCCCGUACGAUAACGAUCUGGGCUUCACUAUUGCUAUUGUCACCCCUGAUCUCGCGAUCAAUAUUUUCCAAGAAGCUCAAGCUGCUGGUUAUGGAGAGGCAAUGGCUAUCAGUUUCGACGCCCAGCCACAGAUUGACCGUUUCAAAGUGGAUAUGCCGCUGUACCUGAACCUCACCAUCAACGAUGUCUUAUCCAACGCCACAUUUAUGGAGAUCAAUGCAUACGCCCAGAAGUGGAUCAACCAUAAUCUCGACAUCCUUCUCUCUGAGAUACCACUCGAUCGCGACGACGUCAUACACGUACCAGGCCUGUUUCGCGAUCGGUCCGCGGGUGGGGUCUAUGUCAAUUCUGACGGCCUAGACUUCUACUGGCCUCCUGUUUUGAAAGACGAAUACCAACUUGGAGCUUUUCUUCCGAGUGCAAUCAACGGUAUUGUGGUCGGUGACCAAUACUUGAGUCCGAACCCCUUUGGGCCUGUGGUUAGCGGCGAAGACAUUCUAGCGAAAGCCCUUAUUCCCGCGCAGGGAUGA
Colletotrichum gloeosporioides is the source of this 1524-nucleotide messenger RNA. RefSeq names its product Protein-arginine deiminase type-3. NCBI's taxonomy places the organism in Eukaryota, Fungi, Ascomycota, Sordariomycetes, Glomerellales, Glomerellaceae. The coding region runs from base 1 to 1524 and encodes 507 amino acids. Gene Ontology annotation, cellular component: cytoplasm. Gene Ontology annotation, molecular function: protein-arginine deiminase activity; calcium ion binding. The transcript has 2 exons. The record is from RefSeq and is a predicted model, not a curated record.